GCUUCCCCCACCACCGCCAUUCACCGGCCGGGGCUCCCCCCUCCCCUCCUGCACCGCCGAUCCUACCCCCGCGCGCGUCCUUCGCCGCCGCCGCCGCCGCCGACCUCACUGGCAUUGCUGUGUUGUGCGUAUGUGCUUUAGUGUUCGGCGCCGAAUUCUCGGCGCUACUGCUGACUACGGCUAAAUUGAGAUGACUGGAGCUCUUGGGAGUUGGAGGAGCUCAAACUGCAGCAGCCCAAUAUGGCUCAACAAGUCGGGCAUUGCAGAACUCCAACAAAGAUGUGCUCAUGUGCUGUACCUGUGUUCUAUAUCUAGUUCUUCUUGAGAGAUAGAUAGAAAUCAAGCAAAGGAGGCACUGCUGGGUGGUGUGUUCAGUGGGCUUUAGGAGGUUUUGGCAAUGGAGAUGGCUCUCCGGCCUCAAAGCCUUCUAUGCCCCAGAAGCAGGCCAACGUUCAUCAUCCGGCCAGCUAGUAAUACCAGAGGUGGUGGCCUUGCGCAGUAUUUCUUAGUGACAGGGAGAUAUAAUGGAAGCAGGAUUGUUCGAUGCAUGGUUUCAAGCUCAGACUGUCCAAACAGGAAACCAAAGAGGGUGAUUUCCCUUCAUACGGAAGUCACUUCUUCUAGGGGAUAUGCUCCGAGAAUCACUGCUGAAUCAAGCAUUCAGGAGCGAGAACAUAUUAAUAGUGAUGACGAAACAUUUGAGACAUACAACAGGUUGCUACAUACUGAGGCAACAGACUGGAAAAAAAUAGAUACCACUGAAGUGGACUCGUCACAAGAUGUUUCAAGCAGUUCAAUGACAAAAGUGGAUGCGGCAGGUGAAGCUAAGGUAGAUAUACUUGAUGACGAUUUGAAUGGAAAUUUAUUGAGCAAUGUAACAAUGGGGGAAGUAGAUUUGGUGGAUGAGGCUGGGGUAGAAGAAGACAUAUUUGAGGUAGAUUUGUCAGCCUUGCAUAAUACUACAGUAGGGAAAAUGGAUGCAGUAAAUGGAACUGAGACUGAAAUGGAUCUGUCAGCAUUGCAUAGUGUUGCAGUGGGGAAUGUGGAUGUAGUAGAUGGAGCUAAAGCUAAAGAAGAUUUAUUUGAGAUGGAUUCGUUACCAUUACACAAUGUUACAGUUGGAAAGGUGAAUGCAGUAGAUGCAACUGGAGCUGAAGGAGACAUAUUUGAGGUGGAUUUGUCUGCACUUGCGUCGAACAAAUCAAUGAUAGAGGCAGUUAAUGUGAUGGAUGAAGCUAAGGCUAUAGAAGACAUGCUCGAGGUGGAUUUGUUAGGAAAUACUAUAAACAGUUCAGCAUAUGGGGAAGUUAAAUUUGAGGUGGACUCAGCAAGAAAUACUUCGAGUGCUUCAAUGUAUGGGGCAGUGGAUGGAAUAUAUGAAUCUCGGUCUAAUGAACUCACUUUUAAUGUGGAUUCAUCAGAAAAUGCGUCAGACAAUGCAACAUAUGGGAGAACAGAUGUGGUGGAUGAACGUUGGGCUGAUGGAGACACAUUUAAGGUGGAUUUUCUUAGAAAUUCUUCAAGCGGUGCAGAAUAUGGGAAAGUGGAUGAAGCUCAAAUUGAUGAUUUCACAUUUGAGGUGGAUUCAUUAGGAAAGGAUUCAGACAAUGCAAUGCAUGGGGAAGUUCAUUUGGUGGGUGAAGAUUGGGACGAUGAAGCCAUAUUUGAGGUGGAUUUGUUUGGAAAUGUUUCAAACAAUGCAGUGUAUGGGGAGGUGAAUGUGUUGGAUGAAGCUCGGGUUGAUGAUGCAAUGUUUGAUGUUGACUUAUUAUGGAACGCCUCAAGCAAUUCAACACAUGAGGAAGUGGAUGUGGUAGAUGAAGCUCAAACUGGUGAAAGCACGUUUGAGAUGGAUUUGUUUGGAAAUGCUUUAAGAAGUGCAGCAUAUAAAGAAGUGGUUGUCAUGGGUAAACCUCAAGAUGAUGAAGUCGAUGUAGAUGUAUCAAGAAAUGCUUCAAGUACCGAAACAGUAAAGGAAGUGGACACGGUUAGUGAAGCUGGAGUUGAAGAUAAGAUAUUUGAUAUGGAUUUAUUAGGUAAACAGAUAACAAUCAAUUCUAUGGAUGAUGAUGUAGUUGAAGAAGGGACUCAACAUAUCGAAUAUCCAAUUUUGUCUUCAACAUCCAUAGAAGGCAAGACCCUUGAUGAAACAUCUGCAAGUUUAAAGCCUGAAUUUAUGUCGGUUGUCAAGAUUCAGGAGCAAGAUAAACCAAAUUUCAGUGUUCAUCGACAAGAAGGAUCAAUUAGUUUAAAUGCAGAAAACCAAUCAAUGAUAGAUUUUCAUGAACAGGAGCAAAUGGUUAUUACUUUUGAUAAACAAAAGGAACCAGCUGUUAACCUUUCUAAAGAAGACCAACAGAUUGCUAAUUUCCCUGAGCAAAAUCUAUCCGUUGAUGGUUUCAAUAGGAAAAACCAGUCAAUUAUUGGACUCCCAUUUCAAUACCAAUCAAAUGUUGGUUCCCCUGAAAAAGACCAAUCAAUUCUGGGUUUUCAUGGUCAAAAUCAAUCAAUCAUCAGCUCUCAUAAACAAGACAAAUCAAUUGUUGGUGUUCCUAAAAAAAUCCAAACCAUUGUUGGUGCCACUAAGCAUGACCAUUCAAUUGUUGGUGUCCACAAACAAAACAGAUCAAUUGUUAGUGUGCCUGAGCAAAAACAGUCAAUAGUUGGUUUUCGUAAACAAGAUCUAUCAAUUGUUGCUAUUAGCGAACAAAAUCUAUCAAUUGUUGCUAUAUCUAGAGAGAGUCAAUCAAAGCAACUGUCUAUUGUUCAGAGACAUGAUCCACUACAUUUGAAGGAAGUGGAAACAAAGGAUAGAGAUGACACCUCUAAAAAAUUUCAUGAAAACACACUUCAUGUUAAGUUUGAUGUUGACAACUUAUUGCAGAAAUAUCAAGCAGGUAUUACAAAAGAAGCACUGGAGACAAAAGUUAGCAUGCAAGAUGACAUAGAAGAGCUUUCACAGGUUGAAGAUGAAGAAAGGGCAGUUGCCUAUGAAAAACAACAUGAAGCUGUUAUGAUCUCUUUGUCUCCAGAUAUCCAGGAGUCACCACAGGACAAUGUCGACCCACAAGAACUCCGAAGGAUGCUCCAAGAACUUGCUGGCCAGAAUUGUUCAAUGGGGAACAAGCUCUUUGUUUUCCCAGAGACAGUAAAGGCUAAUUCAACAAUUGAUCUAUAUUUAAAUCGUAACCUAUCAGCUUUGGCGAACGAGCCUGAUGUCCACAUCAAAGGAGCAUUCAAUAGUUGGAGAUGGAGGCCUUUCACUGAAAGACUGCAUAAGAGUGAAUUGAAUGGAGAUUGGUGGUCUUGCAAACUGCAAAUACCCAAGGAAGCUUAUAGAUUAGACUUUGUGUUCUUUAAUGGUCGUUUAGUCUAUGAUAACAAUGAUAAUAAUGAUUUUGUGCUACAAGUAGAAAGUACAAUGGAUGAAGAUUCGUUCGAGGAGUUCUUGGUUGAAGAAAAGCAAAGGGAGCUUGAGAGACUUGCCACUGAAGAAGCUGAAAGGAGGAGACAUGCUGAAGAGCAGCAGCUGAUGGGAGAACAAAGGGCUUCAGAAUUAGCUGCCAGGGAACAAGCUAAGAAGGAGGUAGAGUUGAAGAAAAACAAAUUGCGAACUAUGUUGAGUUUAGCUGGAAGACAUGUUGAUAAUUUGUGGCACAUAAAGCCUAUCACAUAUGGACAAGGAGACACUGUCAGAUUGUACUAUAACAGAAACUCAAGGCCGCUUAUGCAGAGUACUGAGAUCUGGUUGCAUGGUGGUUGCAAUAGUUGGACUGAUGGACUCUCCAUUGUUGAAAAACUUGUUGAAUGUGAUGAUGAAAAUGGUGAUUGGUGGUAUGCAAAUGUUAAUAUACCUGAAAAUGCAUUUGUAUUGGACUGGGUUUUUGCUGACGGGCCACCAGGAAAUGCAAGGAAUUAUGACAACAAUGGCCGACAAGAUUUUCAUGCUAUUCUUCCGAAUGCCAUGACUACUGAAGAAUAUUGGGUUGAAGAAGAAAACCGUAUCUACACAAGGCUUUUCCAGGAAAUAAGAGAACGGGAGGAAGCUAUCAAAAAAAAGGCUGAGAAAAGAGCAAAAAUGAAAUCUGAGAUGAAGGAAAAGACUAUGAGAAUGUUUCUACUUUCUCAGAAACACAUUGUUUAUACUGAACCACUUGAAGUACGUGCUGGAACAACUGUGGAUAUUCUAUACAAUCCUUCUAAUACAGCACUAAAUGGAAAGCCAGAGGUUUGGUUUAGAUGGUCCUUUAACCGAUGGACGCACCCAAGUGGUGUUUUACCACCCAAGAAGAUGGUGAAAGUAGAAGAUGGCUGUCACUUAAAAGCUAUAGUUAGUGUUCCAUCAGACGCUUAUAUGAUGGACUUUGUUUUCUCUGAGUCGGAAGAAGGUGGAGUCUUUGACAACAGGAAUGGGACAGACUAUCAUAUUCCCGUUUCUGGUUCUAAUGCAAAGGAGCCUCCUAUUCAUAUUGUCCAUAUAGCUGUUGAGAUGGCGCCCAUUGCAAAGGUUGGCGGCCUUGCUGAUGUUGUUACAAGUCUUUCCCGUGCUAUCCAAGAGUUAGGCCAUAAUGUUGAGGUUAUCCUUCCGAAAUAUAAUUUUAUGAAUCAAAGCAAUGUGAAGAAUUUGCAUGUACGUCAAAGCUUUUCUUGGGGUGGUACAGAAAUUAAAGUAUGGUUUGGAUUAGUUGAAGAUCUGUCUGUCUACUUCUUGGAGCCUCAAAAUGGGAUGUUUGGGGUUGGAUACGUAUAUGGAGGGGGUGAUGCUGGUAGAUUUGGCUUCUUCUGUCAGUCUGCUCUAGAGUUUCUCCUUCAGAGGGGAUCUUCUCCAUAUAUAAUACACUGCCAUGAUUGGUCAAGUGCACCAGUUGCAUGGCUAUACAAGGAACACUAUGCCGAAUCCAGGUUGGCAAAUGCCCGAAUUGUAUUUACCAUCCACAAUCUUGAAUUUGGAGCACAUUUUAUUGGAAAAGCAAUGACAUACUGCGAUAAAGCCACAACUGUUUCUCACACGUAUUCAAAGGAAGUAGCAGGUCAUGGUGCCAUAGCUCCUCAUCGUGGAAAAUUCUAUGGAAUUCUCAAUGGAAUUGAUCCAGAUAUCUGGGAUCCAUAUACUGAUAACUUCAUCCCGAUGCAUUAUACUUCUGAAAAUGUGGUUGAAGGCAAGAAUGCUGCAAAGAGAGCAUUGCAGCAGAGGUUUGGACUGCAGCAAACUGAUGUCCCCAUUGUUGGCAUCAUAACCCGCCUGACAGCACAGAAGGGAAUCCACCUCAUUAAACAUGCACUUCAUCGAACACUUGAACGCAAUGGGCAGGUGGUUUUGCUUGGUUCAGCUCCAGAUCCUCGGAUACAAAGUGAUUUCUGCAGAUUGGCUGAUAGUCUUCAUGGUGAAAACCAUGGCAGGGUUAAGCUUUGUUUAACUUAUGAUGAACCUCUCUCCCACCUGAUAUAUGCUGGCUCUGACUUCAUCCUUGUUCCAUCCAUCUUUGAACCUUGUGGUUUGACUCAACUAGUUGCCAUGCGCUAUGGAUCCAUCCCUAUUGUUCGAAAAACUGGAGGACUUUAUGACACUGUUUUCGACGUAGACCAUGACAAAGACCGGGCUCGAGUCAAAGGACUUGAACCAAACGGGUUCAGUUUUGAUGGAGCUGACAGUAAUGGUGUGGAUUAUGCCCUCAACAGAGCAAUCUCUUCUUGGUUUGAAGCCCGCGAUUGGUUCCACUCCCUCUGCAAAAGGGUCAUGGAGCAGGACUGGUCAUGGAACCGGCCUGCUCUUGACUACAUUGAACUUUACCAUUCAGCUCACAAAUUUUGAGGGACGUCCAAUUGUGGCAUAAUAAAGCAAAAGCAUUGGCAGAUACAUACAGAUUAAAUCAAACAUGACUCAAAAGUUUAAAUGUUUUAUUUGAGCACAUAUAUAUGCAGAAUAAAUGUUCUUUGCAGCAUGCACAAACAGUUGGGAGUAUAUAUCAACUAUGUUUCCUAGUCUCAGUUUUAAUUACAAAUACUUGAUCUAAUACUAGCACCGUGUACAUAUGUUUGAGAGUGAAAUGAAGAUGUAGAACUAUAAAUCUAUCAAUCUUCUUCUGCUGGUUUCAUUUGCCCUACAUCUAUGGCUAUGACAUGGCUGUGUAUGACUGGCAAGAGAAAUAUUUCAUAUGCAUCUAUAGUUUGG
Oryza brachyantha (malo sina) is the source of this 6172-nucleotide messenger RNA. Its product is annotated as soluble starch synthase 3a, chloroplastic/amyloplastic-like. The transcript is spliced from 18 exons. NCBI's taxonomy places the organism in Eukaryota, Viridiplantae, Streptophyta, Magnoliopsida, Poales, Poaceae. The coding region runs from base 398 to 5812 and encodes 1804 amino acids. Gene Ontology annotation, molecular function: alpha-1,4-glucan glucosyltransferase (UDP-glucose donor) activity; starch binding. The record is from RefSeq and is a predicted model, not a curated record.